This is a messenger RNA of Actinia tenebrosa (Australian red waratah sea anemone), 1889 nucleotides long. RefSeq lists its product as uncharacterized. NCBI's taxonomy places the organism in Eukaryota, Metazoa, Cnidaria, Anthozoa, Actiniaria, Actiniidae. The record is from RefSeq and is a predicted model, not a curated record.
UAGAAAUGGAAUAAAAGCCGACCGUUCAGGAGAGAAAACAGACAAGGAAAUGAAAUGAUUUUAGUUAGCUUUUGAAGAUUACUGAGAAAGCCUAUAUUUAACAUACAUAAAUAAUUUUAGAUUGAUAUAAUGGAAACUCCAAAAAACAUACUACUAAUUUACAAAUACUUCAUAAGGUUUAAAAAUUGUAUACUAUUAUUCUUUAUUUUACAGAUAGCUUUGGUUUUAGUAUUUAUUUUUACGUGUAACAUGAUUUGUAAUACUUGUUAUUUAAGACUUUCGACAAAAGUAGCUUUUAGUUCAGUUGUCCAAUAUCGGGAUUUAAUCUCGAUAAAGAAUAAGAAAAACCAUGAAUGGUGCAGGUUGCAGAAAUGGAGAGUAAAUUGGAAAGGAAUGAUCGGUUCUUGUGAAGGUAAAAUGGCAUGGGAGAAAAGAGAAGUCAAUUCGUGGUAUAGGACUGAUCCAGACAAGAGUUACAUCAAGAAAUGGGAUCUUCAAAAUGCAGGCAAGUUCAGUAAAUUGUGGAUCCAGUCAGUAAGCAAGAAAGGCCACAUUAAAACAUUCGGAGGAGAUUCAUGGAGAAUCUACGUUAGACAAGGACCACAAUCAAUUGCUCCAAUUGUUAUUGAUCAUGAUAAUGGCUUGUAUGAGGUAGUUAUGCUUAUUACAGAGCCUGGCAACUACUCGGCGAAUAUCUAUCUUGACUAUACCUUAUGUGAUGGCUUAAGGGAACCACCGACUGGUUGGUUUAUUAAUGGAACAGACUAUGGAACAUACCUUGAUCCAAAAGAAGGCAUUCUGGGCAAUAUUGAACACGACCAUAUAAACCGUCUUUUAAACAGCUUCAAUUUUACAAUACAUGGAGAUGCUUCCUCGUCAUCAAAAAAAGCUCUAGACGACCAAGGAUGCUAUACCAAAUGUUCGUUGUUAUGGGAUGGUUAUGGAUAUUGGAAGGAGAAUGAAUGGUUCCUUUACGAAUCAAAACAUGUUGCAUCGAAACCUCCUUCUAACCACCAAGCUCAAACAAAGAGGUCUGGUACACUGUGGGUUUAUGGGGACUCACUGGGCAUGCGCUUUAUUGAUUCCAUGAAAGAGCAUCCGCUGUGCACAAGUAUUUUUGAUAGAUGUGGUUAUACCUAUAAUUGGAUAUACGAGGUAAAAGACAAGCGUCAUCCUCUGAAAGUAAGAACUGAAUUCAACAAAACUGUCGUCAUAAACAAGAUCAGACAACUACUUGAAAACCAAGACAUCAAUCAACCUGAUAGCAUCUUCGUGUUCAGCCUUGGUGUUCAUUUUCCAAUCUCCUUGAGCUUUUCUUCGUAUCAAGAUUUGAUAGAAUCCGUUAUAUUAUUACUGAAUGAAAAGAAGAACGGAAGAAAAGCCUUUCAAGGGACUGCUGUAUGGAAAAGUACGACAGCUAUAGAAAAACAUAAGAUUACUCGUAUUCCAUGGCCCGCUAAGCCUCUGAACUACACCAUGUUUAGAUUUCUGACUACACAGAGGAAUCAACUGUUCCAUACGUUCUCCAUGAGCGCCAUGUGUAAGGCAGAUAUAAAGGUAUUGGACGUGUAUCCCCUCAGUACGGCAUUCCACCAAGGUACACUGGACUACGUGCAUUAUAACGAUACUGUAUUCUAUCCUGCAGCAAAUGUUAUAAAGAACUAUGCGAUUGCAUCAAGGCGGCGAAGACAGGAGAAUACGAAAGAAUAGCAACAAGAACAUUAGAGUGUAAUUUAAUUCCUUGAAUUUAAAGUUUAGAAAUCUGAAUUUUUGAUUCGAAUUCAUAAGUAAGAAAAAGAUAAUUUUGAAGCGACACGAUGUAACCGGCAUGCAGAUGAAGAUGUCAUUUCAAAGUUAAAACAAAAAUGAAUAAAUGAAAAAUAAAAUUA